UAUAACUGUAUCCUAUGGGCACCUCCUGCCUGGCAUUCUGUAAGGUAGAUGGGCACCCCUACACUGGCAUUCUAUAACUGUAUCCUAUGGGCACCUCCUGCCUGGCAUUCUGUAAGGUAGAUGGGCACCCCUACACUGGCAUUCUAUAACUGUAUACUAUGGGCACCUCCUGCCUGGCACUGGGGCACUUAUACAGGCACCCCCUGACUGGCUGGCAUUCUGUAAGGAUAUGUCGCUGAUUUGGCUUCAGGUGGGCCAGUGUGGUAACCAGAUUGGGCAGGAAUGGUGGCACCUUCUGUGUAACAAUGCAUCGGACACUGACAGGUAUCCAUAUUUCUCUCGGGAUGGGAUGAUAAAUGCCAUCUGUGUUGACAGUGAGCCCAAGGUCAUUAGAAAACUAUGGAAACGAGUGAAAAAAGGGAGCUUGAGAGACUCUAACCUGAUUGUGGGGAGAAAAGGAAGAGGAAACAACUGGGCAUUUGGUUACAGCGGGGAUGGUACAGACACAGAGAAGAGUCUCCUAGCAAGAACGAUGGAGAGUUUCCGGCACGAGCUGGAGCGCCGAGACUGUUACAGUGGCACGGUCCUGCUGCACAGCCUGUGUGGGGGAACCGGAUCUGGUCUGGGAGCCCGACUGUGUGAAGAAAUUAGAGACACGUAUCCAGCAGGUCACAUAUUGUCAGUGGCUGUGGCCCCCCAUGAGACUGGUGAUACCCCACUUCAGCAUUACAACUCCCUGCUCUGCUUGUCUUGGUUACAAAGAUAUUCUGAUGGGAUCCUCCUCUUCCAGAAUGAUGAUAUCAUGCACAGAGUAGCAGCUCUUGGGGAGAAAAAGGUGCCCCUUGUGUCUGGUGUGGAGGCUCCGGUGUCAAUUGCUGCUAUGAACAGUCACAUUGCUUCCUGCCUGGCUGGACUCCUGUACCCCACAAACACACUCAGAACCAGAAGUGCAGUGAGUGUUGGCAUUGAACCCUGGGAGAUCAUCAGGACGCUGUGCCCAAUGACCACCUUGAAAUUCCUUCACACAGCCCAGAUUUGCAGGAGGGGAACUCCAUUUUGGGACAGAGUGACCCUGUCUCUAACAAAGAAUAUUCCUCGCACCUCUCCAGAUGGCCGUUUGCACCACAGCACAUCGCUCCUUGCUGUGUCUCGUGCCUCCCAGGACAAACCAUUCCUCCUCUCUCAGGAUUCGGUACUUAUGAAGCUCAAACAGUCCUACCGGUGUGUUCCCUGGAACCCAUUCCCCAUUGACUACUGGACAGGGUCACAAAACAUUUUGGACCCUUCCCAGCAGAGCCACUCACUGACCGUGUGUGCCAACCAUUCCAGCGCUGCAGACCUGAUGAGCAGGGUGAUCCAAAGAGCUCAGAGCAUGUAUGAAGCACGUGCCUAUCUGCACUGGUACCAGCGGUACGGCUGCGAGGAGGAGGAUUUCCAAGGAGCCUUUCACACAUUACAUUCCGUAGUGGAGGAAUACAACAAACUGGGGGAGUCGUGACCAGUGCCCAAAGUGUACGUAGCCCCCUACACUGCUACUGAGCUCCUCCAUGUUCUUGUAAUGAAAAGCUAAACUGAGUUUCGUUUGUUUGGUUUAGAGAGAAAAUAUACCAUAUUUAUGUAUCCCAUAUAUAUUUCCUAUUUGUUUUGUUUUCAUUGUGUGUAGAUUUUUACUUUAAUCGUUUUUAUACUGUCGGAUGUAAUUUAAAUAAACAAAGGUUUUAUUUCUGUA
Messenger RNA from Xenopus tropicalis (tropical clawed frog), 1729 nucleotides. It is a transcript of the gene tubz1, whose product is annotated as zeta tubulin. Gene Ontology annotation, biological process: microtubule-based process; cytoskeleton organization. The transcript has 11 exons. Gene Ontology annotation, molecular function: GTP binding; structural constituent of cytoskeleton. The record is from RefSeq and is a predicted model, not a curated record. NCBI's taxonomy places the organism in Eukaryota, Metazoa, Chordata, Amphibia, Anura, Pipidae. Gene Ontology annotation, cellular component: nucleus; cilium; cytoskeleton. Bases 230 to 1498 code for a protein of 422 amino acids.